Orbicella faveolata is the source of this 719-nucleotide messenger RNA. RefSeq lists its product as uncharacterized. The record is from RefSeq and is a predicted model, not a curated record. Lineage: Eukaryota; Metazoa; Cnidaria; Anthozoa; Scleractinia; Merulinidae.
CUAGUUCCAGUCCAGUACCGAGAAUACGAAUUUGACCUAUUUGACUUGUUAAUUUCAGGUAUGUAAACACUAAUUAGUCAAAAAAAAAAAAAACCCGCAGAGCAUCUCCUUAAAUUAAAUAGCCCGCUAUGUUUUCCGUGUUAACUUGCUCUGUGUUUUUCUGCGUGUUUUCAUCUCUAGAUCCUCAAACACGCUCUGCUCGAGGAGCAAACAUACUGGAAGACGAGGGUACCUCUUCUCAUACUUUCCGAAGUCGUCUGCUUUCAGUAGACGAGCUGCAUUAUCUGGAUGUACCCAAAGUUGAAACAAUCAGGGCAUUCGACGACUUUGAUUGCAACUUUAGAUGCCUCAACAAUCCUUUGUGCUUUUCUGUGAACCUGGCCACCACCAAAGAUCUCAGUGGAAAAUUUCGGUGCCAGUUACUGUCUUCUGAUAAGUACAGUAAUGCCAAAGACUUUAUGGAAAGCCAGAGUUGGCACCACUUUUCCAUCAUGGUAGGUCAAUUUUAACAAAUACACGUGCCAAUUUGUUAUCCUACUUUGCCUUCUUUCCUUUUCUUACUUUCCUACUUUCCUGGGUUUUGCUGCGAGACCUAACAAGAAAAACGUAAGCCUUGUUUUUGUGGGCAUUUUGGCAAGACACUUAACGGUAAUGUUGGAGGCAACACUGCAGUGGACUGGCAUCCUAUUCAGGGAUCAAGAGAAUUACUCGUUUAGAAU